Molecule: messenger RNA, 2560 nt
Organism: Brassicogethes aeneus
Lineage: Eukaryota; Metazoa; Arthropoda; Insecta; Coleoptera; Nitidulidae
Source: the annotation of a GenBank genome assembly
CGCCGAUAGAUUAAAAAAAGCUAACCUAUUAAAAAAUUAUACCCAUUAUACCAGUUCUCAACCAUUAUUUGUCAGGAGAUUAUAAAUUGUUGGUUCGUUUGCUACAGUUUGUGGAUCAUUAAAAACAAUAAGUCUUAUGGCACGUUUGUGCGUUGGAAAGUCCAAAUAAAGUGAUUUGUUUCAUUGAGAGUAGGAGAUAUUAAUAGAUUUCAUAAAAGGAAAAUGUCUCGUCAAGUGAUAUCGGUGUGCAUAUUUUGCUUUAUAUGCGCGACGCACUCUCCGUGUGCCUCGCACGCGAGCGUCGAGCGCGAAAACGUUCGACUCGGCGGCGCGGUGUACCACGAUCCGAACAAUCCGCCGCUGGUCGACAAUCUGCAGGGCGGCCUCAAGGACCAGAACUCGGCCCUCCAACCGGCGCCGAUCGGCUCACCCUACGACGACAUUGCGCGCAAACUGACGACGAAACGAAAAAGAAGAGAGGAGAGUGACGAGUACGUGCAAAAGAUUUUUAAAAAGUUCGGUGACGGUGACGUUUUGACGAUCGAAGGGUUCAACAAGUUGGUGCAAAAGUUGGACUUAAUGCCGCUGAUUUCGGACACUUUGGACAAACAUGACGUCAGUGAUGUACAUAAGCAAGUGGGGGAUGAAGAAAAGGCUGAUAAUUCAACGUGUUCAUCUCAUCAAGCCCUAAAAUACUUCAUCGACUCGAAAAACAGCACGGAAAACGGCACUUUCGAUGGAACGGAUUUUGCCAAGUCAUGCCCUGUACUGGUGUACAGCAUGCUGACCGACAGUUGCCGACAGCAUUCGCACCGACACUCGCACCUGGCCGAAGAUCACCGACACACGCCGAACAAAGUCAACGGCAUGGUGUGGUUCUACUCCAUCUUGGCUGUGAUAGUGAUCAGCGCGUGCGGACUGCUCGCGCUGAUCAUCAUACCUUUAAUGCAAAAAAGGUUUUAUAAACCCCUUAUACAAUUUUUGGUCGCCCUUGCGGUCGGAACCUUGGCAGGAGAUGCCCUUUUGCAUCUUCUGCCUCACGCAAUGAGCACGGGGUCGGAGGCGGAACAUCACCACGGCCCCGGUGGCGACGAGAACAUGUGGAAAGGAUUCGUCGCUAUGAUGGGGCUUACGUUUUUCUUUGUCAUGGAGCGCGUGAUCUUGCUCAUCGGCAAGUGGCGGAAAAGUAAGCAGAGAAAAUCGGCACAUUCACAUGUUAGAGUUGUAAAUGAAACUUGUAUGGACAAAUACAACUCCAUACCAUAUUGUUUUCAAGAUAUUAUGCAAGAUACAAAAACCAAAUACUACGACGCUGACAAAACUGGCACGACGAUGGUGGAUCUCGGCUCGAACUCGGACGGGCAGUCGUUCAAAAAGUCCCAUUCGGCCAACAUCGAGAAACCCGAAACCAACCAGAACAUGACGCAAUGCACGUCGGGCGACACCGCGUGCACCGAGUCCAACAAAAUGCUGCCCGGCGGCAAGCGCGACGACCACCAAGACAUUAUGGUGAUAUUGCGCGAGCACGAGACCUCGCACCACGGACAUUCGCACGCGCACGGCCACGUGCACGCCGCUCCGCAAAAUUUCAGCGCCGUGGCCUGGAUGGUCAUCAUGGGUGAUGGAUUACAUAACUUUACUGAUGGUAUGGCAAUUGGCGCCGCAUUUUCCGGCAGCCUUGCUGGAGGGUUUUCCACGACAGUUGCAGUAUUUUGCCACGAACUUCCACACGAGCUGGGCGACUUCGCCAUGCUUCUAAAAGCUGGUAUGACAAUAAAACAGGCAGUGUUCUACAACCUGCUCUCCAGCGUAUUGUGCAUAUUCGGAAACAUUUUUGGAGUCUGGUUAGGCAACACCGAGUACGCUAGUUCCUGGGUUUUUGCCGCUGCAGCCGGGAUGUUCCUCUACAUAGCCUUGGUCGACAUGAUCCCCGAACUGAGUUCAGCGCACGAAGACGAAAGUAACAUUACUCAAUGCAUACUGCAUCUAAGUGGUCUAUUCCUCGGGGUGGGAAUAAUGACUUUGAUUGCCUUCUACGAACACGACCUAAAAAACAUUUUUCGCGAUCCCGUAUAAGUAAAUCUGCAUUUUUUAUUUUUCUACAAGACAAUAUUUUUUUUUCUAGUUUUUUAAGACCCUUUUUUGUUUUGCUUGCUAAGAUGAAGUUAAAAAAUCUGCCUACUGGCUGAUGUUUUUUUUAAUUUCACUGGUUUUGAUAAUUUACAUAUCAACAGUAUUAAUUUUCAAAGGCUUUAUAUAAGGCUCGUUUUAUUUUUGUGUUUCGGGAUGGGAUUAAGAAAUUCAUACAUCUUACAGUAGGUAACAUAUAUAAUCACAGGGUAAAGGUGAUGGGCAUUCACUUCAAACCCUUUGUCUUCUUUUUGAGUUGUUGCUAAAAAAUCUAUUUUAUAAGCUUUUGAAUAUUUAUAAGUAACAAAAAAUAGAGUUAAGCUUGAGUUAGACCAUUAAUAGUGUGAUAAUUUAUGUUGAUUUUUUAUAACAUAACAUGUUCAAUUUUGUUUCCAAUUUGUUUAUACCAUUAAAUGAAGUUUUGAAAUUA